This is a messenger RNA of Dibothriocephalus latus, 423 nucleotides long. NCBI's taxonomy places the organism in Eukaryota, Metazoa, Platyhelminthes, Cestoda, Diphyllobothriidea, Diphyllobothriidae. The record is from the annotation of a GenBank genome assembly.
AUGAAGCUCGAAGGCUUAUCUGGACUGAACGCAGUUGGGAAUAAAGGGGCCACCAUCCCCUUCGACGAACCUUCCUCCUAUAGUUUAAACCUCGAAGUAAUUCUCAUUGGCAGGGACAAAUUUACGUUUCUCUCAAGUGAAAUAUGCCUACUUACAAAUGCUCGUCGGGUGGCCAGCGUGCGCGCUGAGACCUAUUGCAACCUCUAUGCCCUGGAUCGUCUCAGUUUCCAGGAGGUCCUACAGAAUUACCCGUUCAUGCGGCGGACAUUGGAAUCAGUUGCAGCUGAACGCCUAUAUCAACUGGGACGGGAUCCGCUCCAGGUUAUUCACAGGAAAAACAUCAAGGAGGAUCUGGAGAUCGUGAAGGAAAUCGUUAGUUUGGUUAGUCCGUUUAAGCCAUCCAUCUUGAACAGAGUUUUUUAA